UAUUGUGGUGUUUAACAAGAUAAGAAAAUUGCGAUUAAUAAUUUUUCAGUACAAAUUUUUUUAUAUUGUUUUAAAGUGAUAAAUUAUGAGAAAGCUAAUUAACUCUUAUUUAAUAUUAUUUUUAAUAAUAUUAAGCUCAAUAAAGAAAAUAAAUGCAAAUGAUGAGGUAAAUAUUGAAAAUUUAUUAAACACCAUAAGCUUGAUAAAUAAUAAUAUGACAAUAAAAAUUAAUCAGCUUGAAAAUGAAUGGCCAAGUAAAAUAAACAAUACAAUAAAUGAAAUUAAAAGUAUUAUGAUAAAUACAAUUGAUAAUUUAAAUGAUGAAAUAAAAAACGAAAAGAAAAAAGAUCAUUGUUUUAUAGAUAAAAAUCAUAAACCAUCUAUUCAUAUUCUUGGUAUUGGAUUAAAUCGUAGAAGAGGAAUGUUUAUACAAGAUUUAUCAUUGAAUGAAAAAAUGAAUAAUAUUAAUCUCAAAAUAAAUGAUUGUUUUACAAAUGAAUUAACUAAAAUUAAAGAUGCCAAAAAAUCACUUGAGGAUAUAAAAAUACUAUUGGAAAAUCAUAAUAAAUAUAAUAAUAAUUAUAAAAAAUUUGAUUUAUAUGAAAAAUUUAUAAAAUACAUAAAUAAUACAGCAUUUAAAUCAAAAGAAUUAUUAUUAAAAUGUAUUAAAGAUGAAUUUGUUAAUUUUUGGGCAAUUAUCAAUAAUGUUAAAGAUAAAUUUGAAUCAUGUGUAUCAUCAGCAGUUGGACUCUCAAAAUAAUAAUUUAAAAAAAUUAAAUCAAACAAAUUCCAGUAUCACAAUGUUUGUUUGUUUUCGUUUUUUUUUUGUAAAAGAAAAUUGUUUAAUUAAAUCCAAAUAAAAAUGUACAAAAUAAUAACAGAUAUACAAA
Molecule: messenger RNA, 890 nt
Organism: Aphidius gifuensis
Lineage: Eukaryota; Metazoa; Arthropoda; Insecta; Hymenoptera; Braconidae
Product: probable basic-leucine zipper transcription factor S
Exons: 3
Coding region: 86-760 (224 amino acids)
Source: RefSeq, a predicted model, not a curated record